Mus musculus (house mouse) is the source of this 11616-nucleotide messenger RNA. Its product is annotated as predicted gene 17149. The transcript has a single exon. The record is from RefSeq and is a predicted model, not a curated record. The coding region runs from base 10607 to 11020 and encodes 137 amino acids. Lineage: Eukaryota; Metazoa; Chordata; Mammalia; Rodentia; Muridae.
GGAAUUAAACUCAGGACCUCUGGAAGAGCAGUUGGUGCUCUUAUCCACUGAACCAUCUCUCUAGCUCCUCAAUUGUUUCUUGACUGGAGAAACCACACUGAUGACAGGACACUCCUCGAAGGGGACACAUUGAAGACUAGACACUGUACAUUUGGGAAAGAUGGAGACUGAAGAACACAGAGGGAAGAUAAAUCUAAAAGAUAUGCAGAGGAAGAACCCCAAGGAUGCUCGUUAACAGAACCACUUUCCCAUGCUUUUAGCUAACCUCCUGUAAUACUUUACUGUUAACCCCUUCUGCACUUUUUUGUUGUUGUUAUUGUUUUUGAGACAGGGUUUCUCUGUAUAGCCCUGGCUGUCCUGGAACUCACUUUGUAGACCAGGCUGGCCUCGAACUUAGAAAUCCGCCUGCCUCUGCCUUCCAAGUGCUGGGAUUAAAGGCGUGCGCCACCACCGCCCAGCCCCUUCCGCACUUCUGAUAACCCAGAUGCAACUGUAAAAGAACAUCUGUCCUGAUUGGUUCUAGAUUCAAGGCCUGGAUGGAUAUGGGAGACUCCACUCAUCCAACAUGAUUCUGGCUGACCCUACACUGGCUUUUACUGUCAUCUCUGACACAGCAGGGGUGGGACAGUCCAGGGAGCCACAGGCCAGGGACAGCAUUGCUCCAGGGCACAGCAGCAGGGAACAAGCUGUCUCUACCCUGUUGGAUGCUGGGCACCUCCCCACUGCCCCCAACACACACACCCCAUAUUCCUUACCGCCUGCCCACCACAGGUUCUCUUCAGUCACAAACUCCAUUGUCUAGAGUGCCACAUGGGUUUACAUACCAGCCACGUCAGCAUAUGCCUGGCGAUUCCCAGGGUCCUUUUUGGGGUAGUUUCUAACCCCCAGAUGGACUGUUAUGCUAAAAAACUAAACCACUGCGCCAGCCAGACAGUUAAGACAGAGAAAUAAAAGAGACUAAAACUGGAAAGCAAAUAGUAAAACCACUUCCACCCUCAGAUCGGAUUCUACAAGGGUUGGUUUUUUUUUGUUUUUUUUUUUUCUGGCUUUUCAAUAAAAAUAACCACGAGAAGUAAAUAAAUUCAAGAAGGCUUCAAGAAAUAAGAUCAACACACAAAAACAGUUAUACUUCUACAAAUUAGUAGGGAACGAUCAGAAAAGUAUAUUAAGAAAGCAGUUCCCACUGACAGCAAUAUAGAAAAGAACAACACAGAAUAAAUUCAACGGGUGGCACAAUAUUGUCCACUGGAAAUUCAAAAUGCUUUUGAAGGGCAGGGGAGACGGCUUAGAGGGUAGAGCACCUGUGAAAAUGUGAGGGUUAGAGUUCAGAUCUCCAGGAAACCAAGCAAAUACUGGGUGGCCAUCUGUAACCCCAUUGGUCAGAAGCCAGAGGUACUGGCCAGAGCAAGUUGGUAGGUAGAUAAGCUGAAUCACUGAGCUCUAGGCACAAAUGAAAGACCCUGUCUCUACAUACAAGGCAGAGAGGAGUCAAGGAAGACACCUAAUGUCAAUCUCUGGCCUCUCCGACAACCCAAUGUUAAAAAAAAGACUGGGAGAUGCCCCCUUGGUUAAGAGCACUAGUUGCUUUUCCAGGAACCCAGAUUCUCUGCUACUCCAGUUCCAGGGGGUCCUAUGCCCUUUUUUACCUUGUAGGCCCCAGGCACACAUGUGGUAUGUACACAGAAAUAAAUGCAGGCAAAGAUACAUAUAAAAAAAGAAGUGUAUAAAAAAAUCAAAGCCUCAAUUUUAAACGCAAGCAAGCAGCUUGGAGAGACAUGGCUCCAAAGAAAAGGAGGGGACGGCCAUCAAGUAGGAAUGUUAAGACAUCCAAGUGACUGGGUUAACACCACUAAAGUCCCACUGAGAUGACACGUGAUGCCUACUCCAUCAGCUGUUUAAAAACCCACACGGUAUAAAACCAGCCUGAGGGGACUGUGAAGGAGCUGGAGGCUUAGUUGCCACUGGUGGCUGGUGGGAAGGUUAAGAUUUAGGGAACAUUUUGCGUUUGUCCUAAAAGAUGCCACAGCCAGAUAAUGAGCAAAGAUAGAGAAUGACUUACAAAGAAAGCCAGCACACCCACUUAUCUGGCUAUACAGGUCAUGGCACACAGAGAGACUUGGAGAUAUAUCCAGGGUGACUCCUCCCAUUCACCAAGCAGUCGGUCUCCUAAGAACAUGACAGGUAUUGGUACCUGUUACUGCUACAAGUGAUUUAAAGAGAUGGAGCUGCUGAAGGAUGGCAGGACAGGCAGCUGUGUGACAAAGCCAACAUGGUCGCAAAGUCGGCAGCUGCCAAACUCAGAGCUGGAGGUAAGAUCUGAGUGUAACACGCAACAGGUGAUCUUGAUUGGCAGCUUGAUAGGGCUUAAGAGUCACCAUGGAGCCAAGCUUUGGACUAGGCUGUGAGGCACUGCCUAUGUUAAGUGAACCUCGGCUGGAAGACCUAAAUGCAGGCAGCUCCAUGCCAGGGGAUGGAGGCCAGGCUGCAUAAAGAGGAAGCAAGGCACGCCAGCGUUCAUAGCUCUCUGGCCCAGAGUGCAGAUGCUAUGCUCACAGCUGCCUCAUGCUCCUGCUGCCUUGUGCACCCCGGCGUGAUGGGCAGCACCCUUAGACUGGGAGCCCAGAUGAACUCUUCCUUCCUGACAUUGCUCUGUUCUGUGUUUUGUCAUAGCAACAGGACAAGGAACAAUUACAUAACAUGUAAGAUGACUGUUUAUGGGCACGAGAUGUCCACCCAGUAGGGCUUCAACUGAUCUAUGCGACACUAUAAUUUAAGUCUUCAAGGUCUGAUAACCUUAUAUAUGCUGAUGUUGGAGGUGAUGGGACCUUUAAGACACAGGCCUGGUCUUUAGGACAGUGGGGAAAGGGGGUCCUCUGUGUGUGUGGUAUGAGUGUGUGUGUUCUAGAAGAGUUCUCCUCCCCCACAAAAGAGUUCUGCUUCCCUGCCACAAAAUUAUGAGCAGUUUUGCUCUGCUGCAAUCUCUUACCAUGAUGCAUCAUCACCAGAGGACAAAGCAACAUGGCCAGCUGAUGACCCAAGCUUCAUAAGACAGCAAGCUCAGGUAGUCUGUAACAGUUAACUGAAGCUGACUGGCACACUCCUCCAGUGGGGAAACUACUAGCAAACCCAUUUCAACAUGCGUGACAAUCUAAAAAUCAUCUUAAAAGGCAGGCUGAGGCCCACAGAGUGUGAGAGGUGCACAGACAAAGACAGGGUGGCCACCAGAAGAAAGCCAUGAACUCUAUUGUGGCCAAUGGACUUGGUUUCUCAGACUGAAAGGAAAGAGUUUGGUAAAACAUGGGUAUACUAUGGCCAUUGGUCACGAGUCCAGGGUAUGUGGCUUGCACGCACACACACACACACACACACACACACACACACACACACACACACACACACACUUCCAGUGUGCAGAGAAACAGGACAUGCUCUUCUCUAAGUCACGCGUGUUCUCCUGGCAUCAGGUCGGCUUUAUGGGACUAAGGGGAGUGGAAGGUUGAAUUAAGCAGGUGACUUACAGCCCAGGGCCUAGGGGUGGCAUUAAUUCUAUCUCUAUCUCCUCCCUCCCUCUCCCUUCCCGCUCUGUUUAUUCUCCUUUGAAUAGGAGAUAAGGGCUUUCUGAUUCCUUCACAAAUGAAUAUGCCGAAUAUUCAUUUUAUAUCAGUGCAAGAGUCAUUCCUGUACCUUAAAAAGUAAUUGUUUCAGUUUUAAGGGUCUCCUGAAAUGCCCAGCAGACCUACUCUGCUCAGGGCAAAGCCUGUGAACCCCACAGCAGAGCAGUGCACCCCAGACCAAGACACAUCUUUCAUUGGCUUUUUAGGCUAAGUCUCUAAAACUUUGCUAAGAAUUUUUCUCAUUUUCUAUUUUGUUCUCUACUAGCCUUUGAUGAGAAAGCAAUGUGCGGGAGUCUGGCUGUUUGGUCUGGUCAUUUGAUGCCCUAUAUAAACGGGACCUAGUUUCUUCUGAGGAAGAGGAGAGGAACUAGCUUGUUAAUAAAUUAGCUGUUAAGUCAUAGAAAAUUAGGUCUAAGGAUGCCUCAGUACCUGUAGUCUUUACACUAUAAACUAUAAUUUAGUGUCUAAACACAGCAAAAGCUUUAGUGAUAAUAUUGUAUUAAACAGUCCCAGCUGGGCCCAGCGGCAGGUUCCAGUCAUUGGCAGGCAGGCAGGCGGGCAGAUGAUCAGGCCUUUUUAAGAUGAGGGAAAUGCCAAACUAGACCCAUCAGGCUGGUGAUGUCUCUUCUGACUUCUGGCCCCAGAUGUUGCCUGCUGAGUCCUGGAUCAGGUUUCUGAACCUGGCUGCCCAACUUAGAAACUGCAAUUUGAUUAAGUUUGGUUCAGUUUAUCUAUCGGUUUGAACCACUGUGUGAUCAUAUGAGAGCACCUUCUAGGCCACUGUACCUGCUAAGCUUUGCUCCUGAGGCACAGGGUAGUCCUUCCUUGGUUUCAAGAUCCACAGGCUUGUACUUUGAGUUUAUUUGAGCAAUGUUUGGACUGGACAAGGUCCAGGCCUGGAUUACAGCCCAUGAUUAUCUAAGCGGGAUCCAUUAGAGGCCUUAGAAGUUCAGCCACUUAGAGAAAAGGCCUGGGUCACAUGGUGGGCAGUGGUUUGAAAGGGGACCAGCAGGCUCAUCCUAAUCCACAGGCUGGAAGGCCGCUGACUUGGAACUAUGACGCUGGAAAGACAGGUGAACUCUCCCCCUGAACAGGUGGCCAGAGCCACACUGCAAAGAGCUCAUCUAAGCAGAAUUGCUCACUUUAUGGGGUGUUUUACAGAGAGACCUUAAAUGCCUCAAAAUCAGUGGGAUGCCUUUCUGGGAGGCAUAAACAAAACUAUUUCUUUAAAGAGGGGUGUGUGUGUGUGUGUGUGUGUGUGUGUAUGUGCGUACGCACACGAACACUCAGGAUGUUGGAUCCCUGACGCUGAAGUUACAUUAUGAGCUGCCUGAAGGACUGUCCUCUGGUGGGCAGCAAGUCCUGUUCAUUCCUGAGCCACCUCUCUUCCCCACAUAAAAAUCUUGUACUUGAUAAUAAAAAUAUCUUUCACUUUAUAUAACAUGUAUGUAUUUUGCCUGCAUGCAUGGCUGUGUCCCUUAUGUGUACAUCUUGUACCCUUAGAGGGGACAGGUAAGGGUGUCAGUCAGAUCUUCUGGAACUAUAGUUUGAGAUGGUUAUGAGUCACCAUGUGGGUGAGGGGAAUAGAACCUGGAGCCUCUGGAGGAGCAGCCAGUGCUCUUUACUUCUGAGCCAUCUCUUCAGCCCUAACAGAAACCGUUUUGUAGACUAUAACCUCCAGCUGCAUCUCCUUUUGCCCUUACCCAUCCUCUGUGUCCUUACAACUUCUUCCUUCAGUUAAGUGAUGGGAAGAAAAGCUGAGGACCAAAACUGGGCCCCCAAUUAGUGGGUGUUUCUAGAACCUUUCCCAGGCUUUGGCCAAAGUCUUCAGCAUCACAGAGAGACUGUGUCUUGGAAAGGUGGGUCCAAGGCUUUAUCCGCAACAUGGUGAACUCAGUAUUUUAGCUGAAAAACCACAGGAGUUUGAAAGCUACCAUCCUGCCUCAAUCUCUGCCCAUCAAUAUUUAAAAGAAAAUAAACAAGGUCACGAUUUGUAGAUGGUAUUAGCUCCGUAAGAACAAAGAAUGGUUGAAUUGAUGGACGCCGUGCCUUGUAAGUCAAUCACCAUGGUGACAGCAGAGCCAGUCUGAGCUCAGAGUUUCCUCAAGCCAAGCUGGGAGGCUGACCAAGCCCUUGCAUGGCCCUGCCUCCUCCAGUGUUUCCUUUCCUCCGGCCACAGUGCUCUGAGCUUCAACAACCCCACACCUGUUUGAGUUUCGUAUCACGUGUGACACUUGUGUACUGGCCCUUCAACAAACACACAUGCUCUUUCCCUGCUAUCUACCCACUGCCAGCUUCUCUCAGGAAGGAGGCUCACUCAUGGGAAGCUCUGAGGGCAGGAGAAGCCCCCUGACCUUUGUAGGUCAUCAGCAAGCUCUGUGGGGGAGCAGCAGAAACUUCUCUAGGUGACGUGGCUGGAGACUCAUAGGACAACUCAUCAGAGUCAAUUACACACAAUGACGAAGUACAAGAAAACAGCUGAACACGGCUCUCCAGGAGGGCUUUGCAGUGCCCGUUUCACAAAUGACAGGCCACCUGACCUUUCUUUGUAUGGAUGUCUUAACUGAGAGCCACUUGAAUGAAUUAUUCCCAGGUGCUACAAAGUUAAUAAUAUUUAAAGUGUUCAUACGUAUUUUCACAGUAUAACUCCACAAGAAUUUGAGUCGUGCCCAUAUAACUUUGUCUGUGUAUGAGAUUUCAAGAACAGACAUAGAAGCUGAGUGAGUUUUGGUGCUUGAUUCUCUCCAAUGACAAUAAUCCGAUGCUGCCAAAUGAGAGCCACGGUGCAAGGUAACAGUCAUAAUGCAAAGAUCUAAUUAUAAUCAGAAAACUUUGCUCAGUGUUAUGAGAAAGGACCAGGAGGACACAUCUAAUAUUAUAGAUGGCUAUAAUACCUGUUCUGAUCUUAUAGGGAGCCGAUUCUCUAUGACAAAGCUAAACUUUACCAGAGUCGUGUACCACCAUAAAAAUAACAAUGAUAAUUAAGUCUCCCCUCCACCCCCCACACCUUUCGUGUUCUGACAAGACUCCCUGCUCUCAGAGUCAAAAAUAAUACACCUCUGCAUCUUCUUUGGUGACCUAGAAGCCCACUGCCAUGUGCCCUCAUAAUACCUGUGAGAUAAACUAAUAGGCUGCUCUCUAAAACCCUGGCUCCUUCUAUCCCUUUCCUACAGUUUUCAUGAGGGGAUCCUCCCAUUACACCAGUCUGAACAGAGUGAUGGAUGGUGGCUUUGUCUCUCCUGGGGUAGGUACAGGGACCUGGCCUUGCUGCCACAUCUAGGAAAGGGAACACAGGAGUCCUGUGUGCAUCCCUGGAGACAUAGGGAUGUGCCAAAGAAUCCAGGGACUGACCCUGUGAGUGAUGGUGUCUCAGUAGGAACCUGAUUUCAAUUCUAUUGAGUCUGGUGCCAGCUUCUGUUGGUUUCAUGCUCUGACCGUGUGGUGCUCUCUCUAAAUGGAUGGAUGUUUACAGAGAUCUUGUCUCCACUGUGAAAAUAACAGAGAGUCUGGAUUGAGAGAUCUUUCGGCUUGUCUGCUUUGAGUUUGAAGCAAAUAAAAAUUUCAUGCUACUAAGAAGUAGAUAUGCAGUUUUGUACUACCAUAAUCAUGCCUGAUCCAUGACAGAGAUUUUGGAAUCAAAACUCUAACUCUGUUUUUUUUUUUUUUUUUUUUUUUUUUGCAUGUGUGCAUGCCACUGUCCUACAUAAGGGAAAUAUUUAAAACUACAUAUUGCCUUGGAAUCUAUUCUUACAGUUUGGUUGUUUUGUUUUAAAUAAAGAAACAGGGCUCUACUGCCACCCCCCCCCCCAUCCCUGUUUCUAGUUCUAUAAUCUCACCUAGGAUCUGAGUUUGGGCUCAAGACGUCUGUCUUACACAGCCUCCUUGUGGUGACUACCCUGCUAAGAUGCAUCCUGAUGUGUCUUUCUUUCCUACACUGACUGUCUGACCCUGGUUCAACACCCCCUCUAGAUGACAGUGUAACCUCAAGAAACCUGUAUCUGCUCUAUCUUUCUCUAAUAGAAGUCCCUAGGGAAACAUCUGGGAAGUGAAGGCUUUGAUCAUGGAUCAAGCCCACCUCCACCACACACACCUGACUCUUCUAACCUGCCAUACAUAAUCUGGGAUGGAGGAAGUCCUAGUUUCUCUGUAUUUAAUCUUUAAGUAAGUUAUUCUUUAUUGUAGCACACUGAAUUUUGUCCUUCAAUUUGAAGACUCAUGGCUACUGCAAGCUGGGAUACUCUUGGGAUGUCAAGGUUAACUCAAAGGCAGUUUCUAGUGCCAGAGUGGUAGCAUAAACUCAGAGUGCAUUGAAGAGCACAGUCUUAUUUGCUUGUAUAAACAGCUGUCCUAGGUCAGACACUAGGUGCCAUGCUUUCAAGAUCAAAGGAGCACCUGUGAGAGGCACGCCAUAGCCACACAGGCAUCCAGGCCUCCACCAUCUCUUCUGCUGGGCAGCAAUGAGAACAUUCUGGUUGAAGCCCAGUUCACCUGGGAUUCUCAAGCAGCCAUUAUCCUCCACUGUAUGAUGGCUCUCAUGAAGAAAUGCCACCAAAUGAGGCCAUACGUCACAGAUUGGAGAUACAGGGGAAACUACAAAUUCCCUAGACCCUUGCCCUAAGAAGUUAAGUUAGUGAAUGCUAUAAAAUGCUUUCAACAGUGUGUGUGUGUGUGUGUGUGUGUGUGUGUGUGUGUGUGUGUGAGAGAGAGAGAGAGAGAGAGAGAGAGAGAGAGAGAGAAGCACUUCUACUAAAUUCAAACAUUUAAAUAAUUCAGGUUCACAUACUUAGGUAAAUUUUUGGGAAAAUACUUUAUUUUGGGGGGAGAUAGCUAACUUUCCUGUCUAUUACUAGCAAACAUUUUAUUUCAUUCUCCUUAUAUGUGUUCUUCCUUAAGCUACCUAGAUUAAUGGGUCUAAUAUGUGGACAUUAUAUCUAUUUAGUAUUUCUUAGUAACUAUGGUACUGUUUUAACCAGGUAUUCAAAAUUUCCUGACAACUUCUGGGGUUUUGCUUUUCCCAAAUCAAACUAAAAAUAUUUUGCCCCUAAAGCUGUGCCAUUUCCUGGCAAUGUCUAUUUUGUAUGUUCUACUUUGUAGGAAUACAGGACCUGGAAAUAGCUGUGUCCACACGAUGUGAUUGUAUUGGUGACAGAACACAGCAAACUGUCAAAAAGAGAUGGUUUGCCUCCCUGGGUGUCUGUGUCAUGGAGUGGAUCAACGAGCAGAUGUGUGGGGCUGACUCUAGACCAGCAACUCACCCUCUUUGGAAUUCUUGCUCCAAUUUUAUGCUUGACAGACCACAAAUAUGUCUUAGAGCUAUUUUGCUGCAUCUGAUCUUUUAUCUGUAAGACUACUUACUAUAUAUGCGCGUGCCAUGGAGUGCACAUGGAGGUCAGAGGUCAGUUCUCUCUUUUCAUUAUGCAGAUCCCAGGGAAUAACAACAGGCUGUCAGGUUUGCAGUGAGCAUCUUCACCAACUAGCCCAUCUGGUUGGCUGCUCCUAACUUUAUAAGUAGGUAUACUUCCUACUCCUUUUGGAAGAUAAGGUUCGUCAUUAUUUACAGAUGCCUUCCCUAAGCUUUGUGCUUUGUACUCCAGUUCAACCUAACCUCUCCAUUGCUAUGGCUUUUAUAAUUAACUCUCAUCAGAUCUUUUGUGAUUUGAAAAUGGGCAUUUAAGUUAUUCCCACCCAUCUUGUAUUUUGCUUUGUUCUGACCCUCAGCCCCCUGGGGGGAUUUAACUGAGGUUUCCAGAACCCUGAAAAGAAGAUUAACCCUGGGGAGUGCUAACCAGCCAGAACAGUGUAUCACUGCUGAAACCAGUGUACCUAAAUGAGCUAUGGGGGCGGGAGUGACCCAGGUUUUUAGUUGGUUGAUGUAUCUGUGUUCUGUGCUGUGUGUUAAACAGGAGACCCUUCCCCUUUAUGCUAUUUGGAUCUCAUAAUGACUUGAAGAUAUACUUACUAUAUUUUCACAAACAUAAAAGACGGAUUUGACGAUGAAUUCUUAUUCUUUCUCCCUGUUUGGUCUUUCCAGAAUUCAGAAAUUGUGAUAUAAUUUUUUUUGUAGAGGGUUAAAAAUAGUUUGUUUUCCCCGUUAUUGGGAAGUAAUUGAACACUGGUUACAAUGGCAGCAUUUUCUUCAAUGUCACAUUUGAGAAUAAUGUUCCCUUAAUCAGUAGCCACCACACAUUUAAGGAACCCAUGUUUGCUUUAGAGACCCAGAGUCUACAAUAUUCUCCAGGUAAACAAGAGUGGAUCUGCUUAAGGGUCUUCAGCCUUCAAGUCAAUGAGGAAUGUCACCCUGUCACCAAAUGUCAGAAGCCGCAGGACAUUUGGAGGUAAGGGAAGUCUCCCAAACAUAACAGGCUCUAGCCGACCUGCAGCAAGCCCCGUCUAGCUCAGCUUCCAGACACAAGAGGCUGUUAAACGUGCCGCUGGACUCUUCAACAAAGGCCCCCAGUGGUUGGAGAUAAGGCUUGAUUCCGAGCACCCACUUGACGAUGCCUACUAACCAUCCAUAAAUCCUAUUCCAGAGGACUCCUAGCCUUCUGACCUUGGGCAUACACACAGUAUACAAAUAUACAUGUAAGCAAAACACUCAUACACAUAAAUAAAUCUAAAGAUAAAAGAGGAAGAAAGAGAGAAAGAAAGAAACUGUUAUCAAGACCCAUAAAUCAAAUGUAAGGUCCUAUUGACAAAGUGUCAUUCUAGUUUCUGUCAUCUAUGCAAAUCAAUCUAAUGAAGCCAAGUGUAGUCUGUGACUAAUCUAAGAGACAGCUUUUGGUGAAUGAGGGGCUAUGGAAAAAAAAUGUAUGUGAGGCAUGAAGUAGUGUCUGAAGCCCCUUUCCCAGUCCUGCCACUGUCUGGGUGAUUUCUGAUUUUUAAUAUGUGAAAACUGUUUGGUGGAAGCCGCGGCACGAAGCACUUGGAGGCGAGGCUCUCGAGCCCGCUCCCACCCUGGCCCCAGCGCCCACCGGGUUGGCCCCGGCCCAGCCAUGAUCAAGGCCAUCCUCAUCUUCAACAACCACGGGAAGCCGAGGCUCUCCAAGUUCUACCAGCCCUAUGUAUUUGUGGAAACAUUAGACAAAUGUUCUGAAAAUGUUUGUGAACUGGAUUUAAUAUUCCAUGUAGACAAGGUUCAUAAUAUUCUUGCAGAAAUGGUGAUGGGGGGAAUGUUAUUGGAGACCAACAUGAAUGAGAUUGUCACACAAAUUGAUGCACAAAAUAAACUGGAGAAAUCUGAGGCUGGUUUAGCAGGAGCUCCAGCCCGUGCUGUAUCAGCUGUAAAGAAUAUGAAUCUUCCUGAGAUCCCAAGAAAUAGUAACAUUGGUGACAUCAGUAUAAAAGUGCCAAACCUGUCCUCUUUUAUAUCUUUUUUUUAUAAAGAUUUAUUUAUUUAUUAUAUGUAAGUACAUUGUAGCUGUCUUCAGACACUCCAGAAGAGGGAGUCAGAUCUCGUUACGGAUGGUUGUGAGCCACCAUGUGGUUGCUGGGAUUUGAACUCUGGACCUUCGGAAGAGCAGUCGGGUGCUCUUACCCACUGAGCCAUCUCACCAGCCCCAACCUGUCCUCUUUUAAAUAAAUAUUAAAAAGGCCACUCCCAGAUAAAAUCCAGAGGGAACAUCAUCUAAGUUUACCAUGUUGUUUACCAAAAAUAGAGGAGAGUCUUAACUUAGCUCUUGGUUUCAAGUCAAGGUACUGUAUAGAAGCUGCAUAAAAUCAGUAUGGAAGUUCAAUGUUGCUUUUCUUGCUCAGUGAUUUUAAAGAAACUGACUAGUUCCCGUGUGAUUUUUUUUUUCCUUUUCUAAAUUGCAUUCCUAUGCCCACAUAAAGGCAUGCCUCUAUAUAUUGGCUAUUACAGUAUUUCGAAAAGUGAGAUGUUUCUUUAAUUAUAUACAGCCCAAGAUGUUGAUGUUUUGUAUGGAUCACAAGUGCAGCAUUCUCUAAUUCUUUCUGCUGUUUGUCACAAUUGUUAUUUAAAGAACCAAGUAUGUAUUGCAUGAAA